Molecule: messenger RNA, 1473 nt
Organism: Myzus persicae (green peach aphid)
Lineage: Eukaryota; Metazoa; Arthropoda; Insecta; Hemiptera; Aphididae
Product: GILT-like protein 1
Exons: 6
Coding region: 445-1191 (248 amino acids)
Molecular function (GO): oxidoreductase activity, acting on a sulfur group of donors, disulfide as acceptor
Source: RefSeq, a predicted model, not a curated record
GUGCAGAUAGUGAUAGACCGCGUUAUCUGUGUUUUCUGUGAAUAUAAUAACAAUAAUAAUACGAGUAUAGAUAACAGAGAACUGAUUUAAUACACACAUUAUUAUUAUUCAUAAUAUUAGAUUGUUUUUAAAGUGCCGGAGUGGAAAUUCGUUAUUUCGUGGGACGUUCAGUCACCGAAUAAGUUUCAUUAACGGUAAACACUUGUCUACGUUGCACCUGGACUCGAGUGUCGAAUGUCGACUACCUACUUGAGCGAUGCGAGUCGUCAUUGGACGAAGAAUCACACUUAGACAUAGUUUUCUACCAUGUCAAAGUGCAACGUGACCACCAAUGCGAUUUAGUUGACAAAUAUUUUCACAAUUAUUACGAUAUUAAACAUAAUAUAUUCUUAAGACGCACGAAAUGACCAGUUAACAUUUGCUCGAUUCCUUCUGGCUUCCACCAUGUAUUUGACCAAUGUGAGAAUACUGAAAGUAUUCUCUUCGUAUAAGUUUCGCUUUUGUAUUGCAUUUAUUGUUGUACUCAGUUUUUGGCAGAUAUUCAGAGCCAUAACAAACAGUAAUAAACAGAAACUAAUUCAUUCUCCACGUGUUCUGAACCAUGACAACUCUUUAAUGGCUAACAGUGUAAAAGAUAUGACAUAUCUUCCAGUUGGUGUAUACUAUGAAGCAUUGUGUCCAGAUUCAAGAAAUUUUAUUCUUCAGCAUUUAGUUCCGUCUUUUAAUAAAGCACCAAAUAGUUUUGAUAUUGAAUUUGUUCCUUAUGGAAAAGCCAAGACACAUGAAAAUGCUGAUGGCUCAAUAACAUUUGCUUGUCAACACGGACCAAUAGAAUGCCAGGCAAAUAAAAUUCAUUCGUGUGCUACUCAACAUAUAAAAGAUAAAAAUGUUUUGGUCAAAUAUGUAUCAUGCAUGAUUGAUAAUAACUAUGAUCCAGAAAUGAUUGGAAUGUUUUGUGCCAAAAAAUACAAUGUUAACUGGAAUAAAAUUUAUGCUUGUUCAGAAGGGAAAGAAGGUGAACUAUUAUUAAAAAAAAACGGUGAAGCAACAGACAAACUAUGGCCCCAAGUUUCUUUUAUCCCAACUAUUUUGAUUAACCAUGAACAACCCAGACAAGCUUCUGUCUUGAAAGAUUUUUGGGGUGUCGCUUGCAGUUAUUUUCCUCCUGAAUCAAAACCUGCUGCUUGUUAAAUAUCGAAAACCAUCACUUUUUUUUAUUUACAAUGAAGGUAAACAAUAUUUUAUUAAAAGUUAUGAACUUAUUUUAAGAGAAUUUUGUGAUAUUUAAAUUAAACUUUAUACUUUUUUAUUGUUAAUUUGUAUUUGUUGUGACCUUAAUGGAAAAAUUCUAUAUAACAUGUGUAUAAUAUAAUAUAAUAAUUAUAAACUAAGUAUACUAUACAAAUUACAAAUAAAACUACAUUGUGUUGAACAUUACAAUUAUAAUUUGCUAUUACUUUUUCACUACUUAUU